This is a messenger RNA of Notothenia coriiceps (black rockcod), 734 nucleotides long. It is a transcript of the gene zbtb11, whose product is annotated as zinc finger and BTB domain containing 11. Lineage: Eukaryota; Metazoa; Chordata; Actinopteri; Perciformes; Nototheniidae. The transcript is spliced from 2 exons. The record is from RefSeq and is a predicted model, not a curated record. The annotation marks the transcript as partial.
GUCCACCCUGACGAUCGAGAACUGCAGUUCCGUCUUAAAGAAAACAAUGUGAAAUUUAAUCCCAGCGUUAAUAUUUCCAUUUAUCUACUAUCUAAAAAAUCAAAUCACAAUUUUACAAGCCGAGGUGGGCGGCAGAACCCCCGGAUUUGAGUGUAAAAAACUAAAAAGCGCUGGUGUCUGGUUACGACAUGUCGAGCGAAGAGAGCUACCGGGCCAUCAUCCGCUAUCUGACCGAUGAGAGGGAGCCCUACGCGGCAGGGACCCCUGGGAACACCAAGAGAAAGAUCCGCAAAGCAGCGACAUGCUACGUGGUCCGCAGCGGGACUUUGUUCUACCAGAGGCGGCUGAAGGGACAGAAUGACUUCACGGAGCUGGAGGUGGUGCUGCAGGACGAUCGGAGGAGGGAGCUCAUCACCGCGGAGCAUGUUGCUUCUGAGGGCGGCGAACACCUGAACCAGCAGCUCACCUGGGACUUCAUCUCACAGAAGUACUGGUGGAGAGGUAUCCUGAAGCAGGUGAAGGACGUCAUCAGAGAGUGUCCCGAGUGUCUCUACAGACGCAGCUCGGAUGACGGCGCUGGAAAUCGACUUUUCGCCCGACCGGCGCGACGCAAAACGACCGCCAACGCUAACGAUGAAGAGGAAGAGGAUGAAGAAGAGGGAGAUAGCUUAGUCUUCGCUGACUCGUCUAGUCAACUGAGACACAAAGCGACGGCCAAACACGAACUCGUCUUU